AUGGAGCACGCGUCGAUUCUACCCCGAAAUCUGGUCUCAAUCCUCGUGCCAAUGACCCCGCUUAAGAAAGCACCGAUCCCUCUGGUCCCUCCUUUCAAGGUGUCUGGUCGGCAUAAGCGCAGCCCGAACCCCUCGUCAGGUGCCACAUCACGCACGGUUACACCUGGUGGCACACCCCCAAAGGCCUCAGGGAACGCUACCGAGGCUCUCAAGGACGUUUCAAAACAUGUUGGGGAUGUUGCUAAGAGCAGCGCGGACGAGCAGAAGAAUGAUGUCGCUCCCGUCACCAGCAGUUCAACUGCUAAUAAGAACAGCGAAGACCAUGGUGGUGAGCAGAAGAAGCGGACCUUCGGUAAUAAGGUGACCCGGGCUAAGAGCCAUCCGCAGCAGACUGACAACAAGCCAGGGUCCGGCAAGAACUUCUCCUCGUCUAAAAAGCCAAAGGUUCAAGGCGAGAACUCUUCUCAGGCUCCAUCUGGGCCUACCUCGGCGCUGCCCCCCACCGCGACCUGGGCCAGUAAGCAUCGGUCUGGAAUCUCGGGCUCUAAGGAGGAUGGCGAACAGAAGUGA
This is a messenger RNA of Colletotrichum chrysophilum, 570 nucleotides long. RefSeq lists its product as uncharacterized. The transcript is spliced from 2 exons. NCBI's taxonomy places the organism in Eukaryota, Fungi, Ascomycota, Sordariomycetes, Glomerellales, Glomerellaceae. The record is from RefSeq and is a predicted model, not a curated record. Bases 1 to 570 code for a protein of 189 amino acids.